Oncorhynchus tshawytscha (Chinook salmon) is the source of this 2542-nucleotide messenger RNA. RefSeq lists its product as uncharacterized. NCBI's taxonomy places the organism in Eukaryota, Metazoa, Chordata, Actinopteri, Salmoniformes, Salmonidae. The record is from RefSeq and is a predicted model, not a curated record. The coding region runs from base 106 to 2358 and encodes 750 amino acids. The transcript is spliced from 2 exons.
GAGUGUUUAGAGUCCUGUCAUUUCAGUGUUGUGGUGUUGCCUCUCCUCUCGUAUGGCGUCAGUCAUUUCUUGUUGUCUGUGUUGUGGUGUUGCCUCUCCUCUCGUAUGGCGUCAGUCAUUUCUUGUUGUCUGUGUUGUGGUGUUGCCUCUCCUCUCGUAUGGCGUCAGUCAUUUCUUGUUGUCUGUGUUGUGGUGUUGCCUCUCCUCUCGUAUGGCGUCGGUCAUUUCUUGUUGUCUGUGUUGUGGUGUUGCCUCUCCUCUCGUAUGGCGUCAGUCAUUUCUUGUCUGUGUUGUGGUUUGCCUCUCCUCUCGUAUGGCGUCAGUCAUUUCUUGUUGUCUGUGUUGUGGUGUUGCCUCUCCUCUCGUAUGGUGUCAGUCAUUUCUUGUUGUCUGUGUUGUGGUGUUGCCUCUCCUCUCGUAUGGCGUCAGUCAUUUCUUGUUGUCUGUGUUGUGGUGUUGCCUCUCCUCUCGUAUGGUGUCAGUCAUUUCUUGUUGUCUGUGUUGUGGUGUUGCCUCUCCUCUCGUAUGGCGUCAGUCACUUCUUGUCUGUGUUGUGGUGUUGCCUCUCCUCUCGUAUGGCGUCAGUCAUUUCUUGUCUGUGUUGUGGUGUUGCCUCUCCUCUCGUAUGGCGUCAGUCAUUUCUUGUUGUCUGUGUUGUGGUGUUGCCUCUCCUCUCGUAUGGCGUCAGUCAUUUCUUGUUGUCUGUGUUGUGGUGUUGCCUCUCCUCUCGUAUGGCGUCAGUCAUUUCUUGUUGUCUGUGUUGUGGUGUUGCCUCUCCUCUCGUAUGGCGUCAGUCAUUUCUUGUUGUCUGUGUUGUGGUGUUGCCUCUCCUCUCGUAUGGCGUCAGUCAUUUCUUGUUGUCUGUGUUGUGGUGUUGCCUCUCCUCUCGUAUGGCGUCAGUCAUUUCUUGUUGUCUGUGUUGUGGUGUUGCCUCUCCUCUCGUAUGGCAUCAGUCAUUUCUUGUUGUCUGUGUUGUGGUGUUGCCUCUCCUCUCGUAUGGCGUCAGUCAUUUCUUGUUGUCUGUGUUGUGGUGUUGCCUCUCCUCUCGUAUGGCGUCAGUCAUUUUUUGUUGUCUGUGUUGUGGUGUUGCCUCUCCUCUCGUAUGGCGUCAGUCAUUUCUUGUUGUCUGUGUUGUGGUGUUGCCUCUCCUCUCGUAUGGCGUCGGUCAUUUCUUGUCUAUGUUGUGGUGUUGCCUCUCCUCUCGUAUGGCGUCAGUCAUUUCUUGUUGUCUGUGUUGUGGUGUUGCCUCUCCUCUCGUAUGGCGUCAGUCAUUUCUUGUUGUCUGUGUUGUGGUGUUGCCUCUCCUCUCGUAUGGCGUCAGUCAUUUCUUGUUGUCUGUGUUGUGGUGUUGCCUCUCCUCUCGUAUGGCGUCGGUCAUUUCUUGUUGUCUGUGUUGUGGUGUUGCCUCUCCUCUCGUAUGGCGUCAGUCAUUUCUUGUUGUCUGUGUUGUGGUGUUGCCUCUCCUCUCGUAUGGCGUCAGUCAUUUCUUGUUGUCUGUGUUGUGGUGUUGCCUCUCCUCUCGUAUGGCGUCAGUCACUUCUUGUUGUCUGUGUUGUGGUGUUGCCUCUCCUCUCGUAUGGCGUCAGUCAUUUCUUGUUGUCUGUGUUGUGGUGUUGCCUCUCCUCUCGUAUGGCGUCAGUCAUUUCUUGUUGUCUGUGUUGUGGUGUUGCCUCUCCUCUCGUAUGGCGUCAGUCAUUUCUUGUUGUCUGUGUUGUGGUGUUGCCUCUCCUCUCGUAUGGCGUCAGUCAUUUCUUGUUGUCUGUGUUGUGGUGUUGCCUCUCCUCUCGUAUGGCGUCAGUCACUUCUUGUCUGUGUUGUGGUGUUGCCUCCUCUCGUAUGGCGUCAGUCACUUCUUGUUGUCUGUGUUGUGGUGUUGCCUCUCCUCUCGUAUGGCGUCAGUCACUUCUUGUUGUCUGUGUUGUGGUGUUGCCUCUCUCGUAUGGCGUCAGUCAUUUCUUGUUGUCUGUGUUGUGGUGUUGCCUCUCCUCUCGUAUGGCGUCAGUCAUUUCUUGUUGUCUGUGUUGUGGUGUUGCCUCUCCUCUCGUAUGGCGUCAGUCAUUUCUUGUUGUCUGUGUUGUGGUGUUGCCUCUCCUCUCGUAUGGCGUCAGUCACUUCUUGUUGUCUGUGUUGUGGUGUUGCCUCUCCUCUCGUAUGGCGUCAGUCACUUCUUGUUGUCUGUGUUGUGGUGUUGCCUCUCCUCUCGUAUGGCGUCAGUCAUUUCUUGUUGUCUGUGUUGUGGUGUUGCCUCUCCUCUCGUAUGGCGUCAGUCAUUUCUUCUUGUCUGUGUUGUGGUGUUGCCUCUCCUCUCGUACGGCGUCAGUCACUUCCUGUUGUCUGUGUUGUGGUGUUGCUUCUUAAUAUGGCGUCAGUCCCUUCCUGUUGUCUCAGUGAGAGGAACACUUCAAAGGCCUCACACAAGCAUCAGUCACAGACCAAAGGAUGAUUUUGUCAGCCUUUCUUCCUCCCUCAAUCUCUUUCUCACUAGUUCAUUCAUCCCUCCGCUUUCCCCCUCUUUCUUGUCCCCCCCCUCCCUCCCUUCUCG